UGCAUCUAUAGCACCCAGCAAGAUCGGCCGUCUGUAGCGCGCGGAGGACUGAAUGUCCAACUGGCAGGCCCUACAAAGCCAGAUGGAAUCGAAGGGUACAAAGCGGAAGCGAGAAAGUACUCAAAAACCUGCAUCAGAGCCACCUGUGCAUACGACACCGAAGAAGAAACGCAGUACACCCAAAGAUGCGUCGCAUAAGAAGCCUAUCAGUAAGGAGAAGGCAGUAUUGACGCCAGAAGCGAAUGUGGCGGCACCAGAGUUGAAAUUGACAGCCAUGGCAACGCUGGUCCAAGAUUCACGGUCUGCCAAGAUUGGCAAGUACCUCGCUCUCGAUUGCGAGAUGGUUGGAACGAAUGCCCCGCCGAUAGGACCGCGAGAGUCUUCGACACUGGCGCGGAUCAGUAUCACCAACUAUCAUGGUCAUGUCAUCUAUGAUACUUAUGUUGGACCGCCAAAAGGGCAUACAAUUACAGAUUACCGUACAUGGGUCAGUGGCAUCAAACCUCACCAUCUAUACAAAGCGCCUCCCUUUGAGGAAGUACAGGUACAUGUCAAGGAACUCCUCAAAGGCCGUAUACUAGUGGGUCAUGCUCUUAUCAAUGACUUCAAAGCCCUCCAGUUCACACAUCCAAAGCACAUGGUACGGGAUACAUCGACCUUUUCACGGUUCAAAGAGUACGCCACGGGCCGCACGCCGAGUUUAAAGAAGGUCGCGCAGGAAGAACUUCGCAUAGACAUUCAAGGGCGCGAGCAUAGUUCCGUGGAGGACGCAAGAGCAUGCAUGGCAUUGUAUCGCAAAUACAAGGCCGAAUUUGAAGAGAAGGCGAAGCAACGCGCUAUGGGCUUGUAGCAGCAGGGACACCUGUUUUUCUAGACUUCUAGACCGGUUGCUUGUCACUGUAUUAGAUUCCACCGUGUAAUGGCUGGCUCUUCUAUGCUGCCAUGCUCGUACGCCAGGACCCCUACACCUCCAGCAUCAAGUUGAAGCCCGCGUGCAUGACGAAUGUCGAGCCUAAUCCACCUUGCUCCUAGGCCACGCAGGAUAUGACCAUCUGUUGUUAGCUCCAUCAAUAAAAGAGGUGUAAUACGCGCAACAAAAAGAAUGUCGGGCUUUUCCAGAGCCUCUUCUU
Messenger RNA from Protomyces lactucae-debilis, 1130 nucleotides. RefSeq lists its product as uncharacterized. The record is from RefSeq and is a predicted model, not a curated record. Gene Ontology annotation, biological process: ribosomal large subunit assembly; rRNA processing. The transcript has a single exon. Bases 53 to 850 code for a protein of 265 amino acids. NCBI's taxonomy places the organism in Eukaryota, Fungi, Ascomycota, Taphrinomycetes, Taphrinales, Protomycetaceae. Gene Ontology annotation, cellular component: nucleus. Gene Ontology annotation, molecular function: 3'-5' exonuclease activity; nucleic acid binding.